UUUAGUAUGUUUCAUUGUAUUCUGUGUGCAUGAGAACAGAGUGAUUUUCGUCCUGUUCUCACGACAUAAGCUGUGCUUUCAAAAAACACAUCCUAUGGAAGUUUAUGUUAAAGGUCGUAAAACUGUUAAACGCUCGUAAAUUGAGAGCUACUCCUAAAUUUAUGUUCUUCCUUACCUUAUCUGUUAAAAGCAUUCCAGACUGGAUGUAAACACUUCUGCAUCCACCUUUUCUUUGGUUCUUUGUGUAUGUGCGUAUAUAUACUCCUGUCUCCCACAAUAAACUUUGAACGUCUCACUGAGCACUGACUUGUGUGUAUCAUUGAGGGGUUCCCUGGUACCAGGCGGGACAAGCAGAAUACAGGCUGAGCACUGAGUAGACAAAAGGAGGUCUACCAAAAUUCAAGAAAUCCUUACAAUUUGGGGGCUCGUCCGGGAUACCUCUAAUCAGACUAAAGACGUGCUGCAGUGAUGUCCAACCCGUGAUGUGACAUAGAGAGAGUGACGUGACACAGAGGGAUCGCCUGGGGUUGCCACUGAAUGACUUUACUUCUGCUAUUAGUGUAGCAUUUCUGGUGGUGUCUUAGCGCCUCGUAAGGUGGGACGAGUGCAGAUUGGGCGUGCCCGCACUCUGAGCACUGUAUCGUCAAGAAAGGCAAUAGUUCACCACUAGUAGUUAUUUAUGAGUUUGCACUCAACUUGUUAUAUUUCUGUGUAUUCUUUUGGUCACACUCCAUCCUGUAGAGCUUGUAGAACAGCACUAGGAGUGGAAACCUCUCCUGCCUUGAGAUGAAGUUUCUUUUUGUCCUCCUAAUCUUGAACAAGGGAUUGUUGUACAUAGUGCAACCUCAUCCACAUGAUAAUGUUUUUUGGAGAUUCGCUAAUUGGACCGCUAAGCAAUAUACCAAUGAGUCUUGUUAUGUGUGCCAACAUUUCCCUUCCGCUGUAGGACAGACGUCACUGAGACCCCUACCUGGUAAUGAAUCAGCUCUCUUAGUAGCUGCACGAGUUUGUAUUAGUUCCUACUGUCGAAAUGGUACUCAGUAUAUUAACUCUAACCUGACACAUAGCUUAUUUUUGAAUCAAACAGGGUCUGACUGGUGGUGCAGACUGAUGCACUACGAUCAUAAUUUCUCAAACCCUUGUGACUAUUCACUUACUGCUUUAGAUAUUAGCCUCCUCCGCUUCAGCACGAGGAAAAGAGCUCUCGUCACUGCUUUCCAGGUCUUCACUUUGCCCAAUUUUAAAUAUCCUUAUUGCUUUAUAGGAAAUGGCUCUGUAUUUCUUGGAAACAUGCAUCUAGAUAUGUGUAGUGAAGCAUAUUUUCCCUAUUCUCCAGAUCGUUCUUGUCCUGAAGGUAAUUGCUCAGUAAUCCACCCUGGCCCCCGUGGGACCAUUAAUCACUAUUCAGAUUGGUAUUGGGUUUGUGAUAAGGCUGUUUACAUUUUCCUCCCUGCUAACUGGGCUGGAAUUUGUGCCCCUUCUCAAUUUAGAGGCUCUUUUACACUGGUCACACGAAACCCUCGUGGAACCCAACAUCAUGCUCGCCUUAAGCGAGAUAGUGAUCCAUUCCCUCCCCCUGAUCAUCAGUUACAGAUUAAGGCAGUUAAAUUUUGGCAUGCUUUUUUUCCUCAAUAUGGUGUGACUCAGUUAUGGAAUCAGAUUGAGGUAACACAUUACAGGUUAGCUACUUUUGUUAAUGCCACUAAUAUUGCUGUAGAAGGUAUUAAAGGGGAAUUAACUGCUCUUCGACUGACCACGGUACAGAAUAGAAUGGCCCUUGAUUUAAUCCUCGCAGAGAAGGGGGGUGUUUGUGCUAUGGUAGGUGAUAGUUGUUGUACAUACAUUCCAGCUAAUGAUGAUGAACAUGGAAAAAUUUCUACUGCUUUGGAAAAGAUGCGCGAGGUUGCUUCUCAGUUAAAGGAUGAUGAAAAGGGUCAAGUAGGUUGGGGAGUUUGGUAUACUUUGUUUGGUCAAUGGGCUCCUUAUCUCUCCCUUGUCGUACCGGUUUUGUUUAUUUUAUUGUUGUUAUGUCUUUUAGGUACAUGUAUUUUUCGCUGUGUGCAAAAUCUUUUGUACAAGUAUGUUUCAGGUUAUGUUCCUGCGCCGCGUCCGAUGACCUAUUAUCCGCCAGCGACUUCUUGAAAGCUCUGAGUUUUAUUCAACGAUAUUUCUUAUGAAUAAAAGGGGGGAAUUGUAGGGAAUAUUUGAUUUUUAGUAUGUUUCAUUGUAUUCUGUGUGCAUGAGAACAGAGUGAUUUUCGUCCUGUUCUCACGACAUAAGCUGUGCUUUCAAAAAACACAUCCUAUGGAAGUUUAUGUUAAAGGUCGUAAAACUGUUAAACGCUCGUAAAUUGAGAGCUACUCCUAAAUUUAUGUUCUUCCUUACCUUAUCUGUUAAAAGCAUUCCAGACUGGAUGUAAACACUUCUGCAUCCACCUUUUCUUUGGUUCUUUGUGUAUGUGCGUAUAUAUACUCCUGUCUCCCACAAUAAACUUUGAACGUCUCACUGAGCACUGACUUGUGUGUAUCAUUGAGGGGUUCCCUGGUACCAGGCGGGACAAGCAGAAUACAGGCUGAGCACUGAGUAGACA
Molecule: messenger RNA, 2590 nt
Organism: Clarias gariepinus (North African catfish)
Lineage: Eukaryota; Metazoa; Chordata; Actinopteri; Siluriformes; Clariidae
Exons: 2
Coding region: 787-2142 (451 amino acids)
Source: RefSeq, a predicted model, not a curated record